AUGGCAUCUUUUAAUCUUCCUAAUUGCCCUCCAAACCCUGGAUCCUUCAAUCGGCCUCCUCCUCCACCUAGACCUCCGAUGCUUGCGCCUGGGUGGACCGAACACAAAGCUCCUACAGGUCACUCUUAUUACUAUAACGCCGCUACAAAGACCUCGACUUAUACUCGCCCCGUCGCGCCAACGCCCGCGCCAGCCCCUUUCGCCGCUGGUCCAACUCCGGGUCCGUACCCAGCUCCAGGUCCUUAUCCCAGCUUUUCUCAACCUCCCGGAGGGUAUUAUGGUGGUCAAUUCAACCAACAGCAGUUCCCGAACCAGCAGUUCCCACCACCACAACAGCAGUUCGGCCAUGAUCAAAAUCGUGGCCGUGGGUGGAUGGGUAGGGGCGGUAGAUUCGGUAAUCAGCGCCAACACCGCCAAAAGCCGGAAGAGAAACCAGAUCGCCCAAAGUCAAAACGUACCAUCCCAGGCGCGACACCAUGGGUCCUUGUAAAAACAAAAUUAGGCAGAACUUUUGUGCACAAUACGGAGACAAAAGUAUCGUUGUGGAAGGUCCCAGAAGAUGUACAGGCUGUUAUAGACACCAUGCCACCCGAGGAUGAAGCAACAAAGGAAUUGAAGGCUAAGAAGAAACUUGCUUCUGAUACCGAUGGUCUCAAACAAGAGGUGUCAGAGCCUCGGGGAAUCAAAAGACUGGCGCCGGCUGCUCUAGAAACCGAGGGCAAGGAUGGCACCGGAGCUGCAGAUAUUAACGAAGAGGAGGAAGAUGAGGAAGAUGAAGAAGGGGAAGAAGAGGAGGAGGGAAGUGAAGACGAGCAUGACGCCCACGGGAAUAAGAGGUUGAAGACCGGAGAAGCAGUUGAGUUUACAGAAGACGAUGUGGCGUGGCAAUUAGAGGCCAUGGCUGAAGAAUACGGUUUCGAGGAAGAUGAUUUUGAAGAAGGAGAAGAUAUGAUAGCGGAGGAUAAUAUUAACUCAUUCAAAGAAAUGUUGGACGAUUACAAGAUCAACCCUUAUAGCACAUGGGACGCCGAAAUGCCAAGGAUCGUCGAGGAUAAUCGCUAUGUUCUCGUAACAACUACAAAACGCCGCAAGGAUGUUUUUACAGAGUGGUGCAAGGAUCGCAUAGCAGAGAUCAAGGCUGAAAAAGCAAAGCAGAAAAAGGUGGACCCCAAAAUCUCAUUUUGGGCGUUUUUGAAAGAAAACGCAAGCGCAAAGCUUUAUUGGCCAGAAUUCAAGAGGAAAUUCAAGAAAGUGUCAGAAAUGAAGGACACAAAACUCGCCGAUAAAGAGAAGGAAAAGAUGUACAGGGACUAUAUUUCACAUAUGAAAAUUUCCGAGUCACUCCGUGAAAAUGACUUAAAGAAGCUUCUUAGAUCCAAUUCUGAGUUAUCUCGUCUGACAUCACUCGAGGACCUUCCGGAGUCAAUCCUAAUAGAUGUGCGCUAUGUUACUUCCCCCGAGAAGAUACGCGAUGCAAUAAUUAAGGAUCAUCUUGCCACACUUUCAGAGGCUCCAAUGAAUGAAGCGGAAAAGAAGGCUAAAGAGGAGUUGGAACGGAAAGCACGAGCUAUAAGAGAUCGAGAAGCUGCUGUUAGAAAAGAUCAAUGGAGGCUUCGAGGAGAAGAACAAAGGGCCAAGGACAUGCUGAAGGAAGAGGAAGCUCUGAUCGAAAGGGCAAAGAUUGUGAGCAAAAGGGGACUAUUGGGGCACAUUAUUAAAAAGGAAGAUGAAGGAGAAGAGGGUGGGAAACCAUCAGGGCCUGAUGGUGGAGGAUUGCCUUAA
Morchella importuna is the source of this 1782-nucleotide messenger RNA. RefSeq lists its product as uncharacterized. Gene Ontology annotation, cellular component: nucleus. Bases 1 to 1782 code for a protein of 593 amino acids. The record is from RefSeq and is a predicted model, not a curated record. Gene Ontology annotation, molecular function: transcription coregulator activity; RNA polymerase binding. NCBI's taxonomy places the organism in Eukaryota, Fungi, Ascomycota, Pezizomycetes, Pezizales, Morchellaceae. The transcript has 5 exons.